Molecule: messenger RNA, 1303 nt
Organism: Fragaria vesca subsp. vesca
Lineage: Eukaryota; Viridiplantae; Streptophyta; Magnoliopsida; Rosales; Rosaceae
Product: NADH dehydrogenase (ubiquinone) complex I, assembly factor 6-like
Exons: 2
Coding region: 194-1105 (303 amino acids)
Biological process (GO): mitochondrial respiratory chain complex I assembly; biosynthetic process
Cellular component (GO): mitochondrion
Source: RefSeq, a predicted model, not a curated record
UCCGCCUUGGCGGCCUUGCCGACUUGAAGACUCUCCGCCGAGUAAUUCGACGGUGGCUCCACUGAAGCUUAACAUCCGUCGUCAUCUGCCUGGGCUUGUGGGUUUUGGUGACAAAUCCUCAGGUUUAAAUCGUAACUCACAAAGUGUUGUGCAAUUUGAGAGAUUAUUGUAGUUAAACCACAGUUUGUACUCGAUGAAUAAUGCUUCAGCAUCCAGUAGUUUAAGGGCAGCUUUCUCACACUGUGUACAGCAAGUCCGAAAUUAUGAUUACCAUCAUUACCUUUGCCUCCUUGAACUCCCCCAUAACAUGCGGAAGGCUGCGUUUGCAGUCCGGGCGUUGAAUGUCGAAACAGCUCGUGCAAUGGAUGUUGCUUCUGAUCCCAGGAUUGGUCUUAUGCGUCUUGUCUGGUGGCAAGAAGCCAUAGACAAAAUCUAUGCCAACAAGUCAAUUGAGCACCCAACAGCACAAGCUCUAUUGUCAGUCGUACAUGAGAACAAAAUCAGCAAGGGAUGGUUGAAACGGUCUGUCGAAGCUCGCAUCAAUGAUGCAAGGAAGGAGAUUGGUGAUGCCCCAGAAAAAAUUGAAGACUUGGAAAAAUAUGCUGAAGACACCAUGUCCACUAAUCUUUACAUGACACUACAAGCUGGUGGUAUCAGGUCGACCGCAGCCGAUCAUGCAGCAUCACAUAUUGGUAAAGCGAGUGGGCUUCUUCUGCUAAUUAAAUCACUGCCAUACCAUGCUAACCGCAACAGGCACUUCUCUUAUAUACCAACUGAAGUGGCAGCCAAGCAUGGUUUGUUGGUAAAACAUGGUGAUCAAGCAGAGAUCCAUUUGGACUCUCGUGAGGGCUUACGUGAAGCAGUUUUUGAGAUGGCAUCAGUGGCUAAUGACCAUUUGCAGAAGGCUCGUGAAUUAGCCAGUACGGUACCUGCAGAGGCUCGUCCGGUGCUGUUGCCAGCAGUCCCUGCCCAAGUUCUACUAGACUCCCUGAGGCGGGUGAAUUUUGAUGUGUUCGACCCAAGGUUAGCACGAGGGAUCCUAGGUAUGGCCCCUUUGUUGUAUCAGUUGAAACUAAAGUGGCAUUCAUGGAGAGGAAAAUACUGAGGAAAUUUCUUUUAUUAGUUUGAUACAAAAUGACAUUCCAUAUUGCAUUCUAGAGUGCAAAUCUGGAGUUGUGUUGCGGAUAUGUUUUUGCAAAAGGAAAAGUGGCAUGUUCAUGAAACCCUGUUAACCAAUCUUUUGAGGUGUUCUUUUAAUAAAUGGGACUGAGCAACUUAUAACUCCAGCCCGGUUCUUUCUUGA